AUGGGUGUACCAACAACCCCGGAAGGACUUCCUUUGGACGAUCGGUCCAAUGCGCUCAAGAUACCCAUCAUCACAUUGAUCAUAUUCAGCUCGGUAUUCGUCUUGCUCCGCUUGGGCAUUAAUUGGAGGAAUAGGAACUUUCUCCUACUGACAGACCAUCUAUUAUGGACGGGACAGGUCAUAGCCGUAGCCGGUGCGGCAUGCUGCUACAGGAUGGCAGAAGUCGGGGGUGGUAGGCAUAUUUGGGAUCCCAUGUUGACGCCUCGGAACCUGGAAACAUAUCUUUACUACCUAUGGCUGGGUCAACUGCUCAAUCUGUACGGAAUGGCCUUGGUCAAGCUGAGUGUAUGCGCCUACAUCUUCAUGUUGGACUUUUCGAGAACAUUUCGGAUCAUCAUCUGGGCUUCAGUCGUGCUCCAUGUCCUCGUCAACGUUGUCUUUCCUACAGUCAUUCUUUUCGGCGAAUGCACACCAUACACGAAGCAUUGGGAUGUCGCUGGAACUAAACCUGGUUCUUGCUGGAGUGCGACACCACGAGUCAUAUCUGGAUACUCUGGCGCUGCAGUCAACAUAUUGACGGACUUGCUCUACACCAUGGCCCCUCUCAUCUAUAUUGCGAGGGUGCAGCUUCCCAAGCGAACCAUCUGGGGUGUUCGCGCAGUGUUCUUGUGUGGUCUUAUUACAACCACCAUCUCCGCGAUGAAACUCUACGAGAUGAAAUCCUUGAACGAAUCACCAGACCCUACCUAUUCGUCCGUCAAUCUCAGCGUUUUCGCGAUUGCCGAAGUCUUCGUUGGCGUUUUCACAGCGUGUCUUCCACCGCUCCGCAAGACGUUUGAGAACCUCCUCCGCAAGGUCCUUCCUACCAGUAUCACCGGAGGAUCUGGGAAGGGAUCAAGGCAAAGUUACGCACUCCAAAACACCGGCCCUCAGAUGAGUGGGAAGUCAUCGAAGCGGAAGCAUGAUACGGAUGAUGAUAGUGAGCUUGGCAUACUACCAGACGGUGAGGUCGUCAGCGAGAGGAAGGGUUCUGAUCAGCCGAUCACCAUUAUGAAGACCACGCACGUGGAAGUGACGGCUGAUACCGAGCCAUCCAAACCAUAUCAUCGUGAUCUCCAGUUCCGAGGUUUCGUAGAAGGCCUCACCUACGUUGAUAGCGACAGCCAAGCACAGUGCCACUACUUCGGAGGCGUUCCAUACGCUCUCCCACCUGUUGGCCCCUUUCGCUUCCAGAAGCCACGCUCACUACCACCGUGCUAUCGCUACGGAACGAAAGCGAACCCGGGGCGAUAUACAGGCGGAUGCGGGCUUUGUCCACAGCCAGGAUCCAGUACGGAAGUUCUUAACGAACUUGCAUGGGACGAAGACUGUUUACAGAUCAAUAUUUGGAUUCCAGCUGGUCAAUCGCCAGCGGAAGGUUGGCCGGUACUAUUCUGGAUUCAUGGCGGGUUCCUGCAAUGGGGUAGCCCGAACGGUCUCGACCUCCGUGCGCUAUUUAGUGAAUCCCCUACCCAGUGCGUCGUCGUCGCUCCCGCCUACCGUCUGAAUGUAUUCGGGUUUCUCGCUUCCCAGGAUGUUGUCGACUCAUGCCCAGAUUUUGGCGUCAAUCUCGGCUUCUGGGAUCAGCGCAUGGCCCUGCAGUGGACGUAUGAGAAUAUCAGCUACUUUGGCGGUAACGCCUCAAAUAUCACUAUCGGCGGGUAUUCGGCAGGGAGCCACUCAGUCUUUCAUCAAUUGUCGUAUGAUCUCGGAUUGCCCGAUGAGAAGGCAGUCGUAAAGAGAGCGUUAAUGCUGUCGAACGGUCCAGGUAUGCAGCCAAAGACUUUGACUGAGGCGCAGGAUCAGUUCGACGAGCUAUUGAAGGCUUUGAAUAUCGAGUCAGACGCUUCGCCAGCUGACAAACUGGCGAGACUCCGCGCAAUAAGCCCAAGGCAGGUUAUAAAAGCAAGCAACAAGAUCAAGCAUCACCAGUUCCGUGCAGUUACAGAUGGGUCGUUUGUGCGGCAUGGUCUUCUGGAAGAGCUGUCGAACGGGGUUUAUGCGAAACGUAUGAAGUGUCGUAAUGUGAAGCUUAUCAUCGGGGAAUGCAGCGACGAGCAUUUCGUCUACGGCCUUUGGCGACCUCCUAAGCCAGGGUAUGAAAACAUGCUCUACCGACUUGAAGCGGACUAUCCUCGCGAAGCUUGUAAGGUGUUGAUGUCGCAUUAUUUCCCCAAUCGCAAGCUGCCGUCCAAAUACACGAGCUGGCAGGCAGUUUUCGGUCAUAUCUACGCAGACGUGCAGAUUCACGCAUUGCGGCGUGGGAUGGUAAAUACGUUGGUAAAGCAUGGCGCGGGAGAUCUCAUACAUAGAUACCGCAUCGAGUGGCGCGCGCAAUGUGUUGACAAAGAGCUGCCCGAGCACUUUGGUGCUAGUCACGGCUCCGACAUGGCGAUAUGGUUCUGGGGCAAUGGCAGCGACCUGAGUGAAGGAGAGAAGAACAUCGCGUUGAAGACAUUUCACGAACCGUUGAGCAGGUUUCUCAAAGGCGAAAAGAUGGAAUGGGGUACGCAGCAUGCGAUGCAACUGAGGACAUUGAAGAGUGAUGGAAACGUCGCUAUCGAGGAAGACACAAGACUAGACGAGGGUUUGAAGCUGUGGAAUGCGCUGAAGACAGUUGGCGCUACUGGCAGUCCCAAGGAUAUGGCAAAGCUAUAA
Messenger RNA from Alternaria alternata, 2697 nucleotides. Its product is annotated as alpha/beta-hydrolase. Bases 1 to 2697 code for a protein of 898 amino acids. The record is from RefSeq and is a predicted model, not a curated record. NCBI's taxonomy places the organism in Eukaryota, Fungi, Ascomycota, Dothideomycetes, Pleosporales, Pleosporaceae. The transcript is spliced from 7 exons.